AUGGAGAGGCCUGGAGAAAGUGCCAGAAGUGAGGACAGGCAGGACAUUAUUUUGGUGUGUUGCUUCUCACGUACUCCUCCCUGAUUCCUGGCCCCCCCAGUUUCAGAUCCGUGCGUCUGAUGAAGAAUGACACCAUGAACUUCCAGAAAUUCCCCUACACCAGCGAGGAUGAAGCCUGGAAAACCUACCUGGAGAACCCCCUGACUGCAGCCACCAAGGCCAUGAUGAGGGUGAACGGGGACGACGACAGCGUGGCCGCCCUCAGCCUCCUCUAUGACUACUACAUGGUCCCCAAGGAGAAGAGGAUUCUCCCAGCUGGGAUGAUGGCACGCAAUGACCUGGCUAAGAGGCACUGCCACGGGAUGGAUUUUGAGCCUGAGCUGCCCUCCUUCGAUGGCUCAGCCCACCUCAUGAAGCUGCUGUCAGAAAACGUCUCCAUGAGCCAGGAGUUCUGCGAGCCUCCCAAGAAGAACGGCCUGAGUCUCGAGGGUGUCCCUGCUCCUCACAAGGCAGCCCUGCUCCCUCCGGGCACCAGCAAGCUGGAAGCCACCCCAGAUAACUUCCUGGUGCCCCCGGGGGACGUGUAUGACAGCAGCUCCCUGAGCUCCCUGUUCGAGAGCCUGCCCCUGGCCCCGCAGCAGCGCUGGCAGCCCGACAGCACCUUCAAGGAGGACCCCCAGGAGACGCUGCUCUUCAGUGACAUCCUCAAACCCCAGCCAGAGCCUCCCUGCCCCGAGAGCUUCCCCACGGAUGGAGUGAAGAGUGACUUUGAAUACACUCUGGGGUCACCCAAAGCCAUUCACAUCAAAUCUGGGGACUCUCCCAUGGCCUACCUCAACAAAGGACAGUUCUACCCCAUCACACUGCGGACAGCUGGAGACAGCAAAUGUUUGCACUUGUCCUCAAAUAAAGUGAAGAGCGUGGUGAUGAUCGUGUUUGACAACGAGAAGAUCCCCACGGAGCAGCUGAAGUUCUGGAAGCACUGGCACUCCCGGCAGCCCACGGCCAAGCAGAGAGUCAUCGACGUGGCUGACUGCAAGGAGAACUUCAACACGGUGCAGAACAUCGAGGAGCUGGCCUACAAUGCCCUGUCCUUCGUGUGGAACAUCCACGAGGAAGCCAAGGUGUUUAUUGGGGUGAACUGCCUGAGCACAGACUUCUCCUCGCAGAAGGGAGUGAAGGGUGUCCCCCUGAACCUGCAGAUCGACACCUACGACUGCGGCAGCGGCAGCAGCCAGCUGGUGCACAGGGCUGUCUGCCAGAUCAAGAUCUUCUGUGACAAGGGAGCAGAGAGGAAAAUGAGGGAUGAUGAAAGGAAACAGUUCCGAAGGAAAGGAAAAUGCCUGGACUCCAACAACAACGGUCUGAAAGGCUGUUUGCUCUCUGGCUUCAGAGGGAACGAGAUCACCUUCCUGCGGCCCGAGAGCGACCUGGAGACGCAGCCCGUGCUCUUCAUCCCCAACGUGCACUUCUCCACCCCCCAGAGGUGUGGCUCGGUGCUCCCUCCCGCUGUUCCCAACUCUGCAAACAGGCUGCCCCUGAAGCGGAGCGGGGCCUCCUUCGCCGAUGACUUCGACCCGCUGCCCCCAAAGCAGAGCAAGGACGAAGACCCCCAGAGAGUGCUGCUCUACGUGCGCAGGGAGUCCGAGGAGGUGUUCGAUGCUCUCAUGUUGAAGACCCCGGAUCUGCAGGGCCUCAGGACAGCUAUUUCAGAAAAGUAUGGGCUUCCUGAAGAAAGCAUUUAUAAAGUCUACAAAAAGUGCAAAAGAGGGAUCCUGGUGAACAUGGACAACAACAUCAUCCAGCACUACAGCAACCACAUGGCCUUUCUGCUGGACAUGGUAGAGGCAGAGAACAAGUUCCAGAUCAUCCUCAAAGAGCUCUAA
Messenger RNA from Pyrgilauda ruficollis (rufous-necked snowfinch), 1886 nucleotides. It is a transcript of the gene GRHL3, whose product is annotated as grainyhead like transcription factor 3. Gene Ontology annotation, molecular function: RNA polymerase II cis-regulatory region sequence-specific DNA binding; DNA-binding transcription activator activity, RNA polymerase II-specific. Gene Ontology annotation, biological process: regulation of transcription by RNA polymerase II. The record is from RefSeq and is a predicted model, not a curated record. Gene Ontology annotation, cellular component: nucleus. NCBI's taxonomy places the organism in Eukaryota, Metazoa, Chordata, Aves, Passeriformes, Passeridae. The transcript has 16 exons. The coding region runs from base 120 to 1886 and encodes 588 amino acids.